Molecule: messenger RNA, 2888 nt
Organism: Erythranthe guttata (spotted monkey flower)
Lineage: Eukaryota; Viridiplantae; Streptophyta; Magnoliopsida; Lamiales; Phrymaceae
Product: chloride channel protein CLC-b
Biological process (GO): transmembrane transport; chloride transport
Cellular component (GO): plant-type vacuole membrane; intracellular membrane-bounded organelle
Molecular function (GO): voltage-gated chloride channel activity; nitrate:proton symporter activity
Source: RefSeq, a predicted model, not a curated record
CCAAGAAAGAAUUUUCCUACACAUUUAGACACACACACACACGCAAGCAUUGUUCUCUCUGGAAAAGGACAAAUUUGUCCAGUGCCUAUUACCAGUUGUUAUAAUAUUCCAAAAAGAGAGGAACACCUUACUUUCUAUUGGAAUUGUUAUCUGAUUCCUAAGCAGACAAGCUUCUACUUAUCUCUCUCUCUCUCUCUCCUCUAUCUCUUCUCUCUGUUUCAUCCAUUGAGAGUUAGAGAGAGUAGUGAUGGAGAAGCUGAACAAGUUGUUAGAAGCAGAAGCAACAAAUAUAGAAAGACCAGACGAAGAAGAAGGCCGUGAUUGUAGCAGCAACAAUCUCCAUCAGUCACUGCUCAAAAGAAACAGAACACUUUCCUCCAAUCAACUCGCCUUUGUUGGGACCAAGGUUUCUCAUAUAGAGAGCUUGGAUUAUGAGAUCAAUGAGAAUGAUCUGUUCAAGCAAGAUUGGAGAAGCAGAUCAAAAGUCCAAGUUUUGCAGUACAUUUUCUUGAAAUGGUUGCUUGCUUUCCUAGUUGGCCUUCUCACUGGAGUCAUAGCAACUCUCAUCAAUCUUGCUGUUGAAAAUAUAGCCGGAUACAAACUCCGGGCCGUGGUUAAGUACAUCGAUCAAGAAAGAUACCUCAUGGGAUUUGUAUAUAUGGCUGGAGCAAAUUUUCUGCUGACGUUUGUAGCUGCGAUUCUCUGUGUUUGCUUUGCACCCACAGCAGCUGGACCUGGAAUUCCUGAAAUUAAAGCUUAUUUAAAUGGAGUUGACACCCCUGAUAUGUUUGGUGCAACACAAUUGAUUGUCAAGAUAAUAGGAAGCAUUGGGGCCGUUUCUGCUGGAUUGGAUCUUGGCAAAGAAGGGCCUCUAGUGCACAUCGGGAGCUGCAUUGCUGCGCUAUUAGGGCAAGGCGGGACCGAAAAAUACCGAAUUAGAUGGCGUUGGCUGAGAUACUUCAAUAACGAUCGUGACCGUAGAGAUCUAAUCACCUGUGGCUCCUCCUCUGGUGUAUGUGCAGCUUUCCGGUCACCCGUCGGUGGGGUCCUCUUUGCUCUCGAAGAGGUGGCUACAUGGUGGAGAAGUGCUCUCCUCUGGAGAACCUUUUUCAGCACAGCAGUGGUGGUUGUAGUGCUUAGAGCCGCCAUGGAAUACUGCAAAUCCGGCGAAUGUGGGCUGUUUGGUAAAGGAGGACUAAUCAUGUUCGAUGUGAGUGGUGUCUCUGUGAGGUACCAUGUAGUGGAUAUCAUCCCUGUGGCUGUUAUCGGAGUUGUUGGUGGCGUUUUGGGAAGCCUUUAUAACUACCUUCUCCACAAAGUCCUCAAAGUCUACAAUGUCAUAAAUAAGAAGGGGAAAGUUCCUAAGCUUAUCCUCAGCUUGAGUGUCUCCAUUUUCACUUCUGUGUGCCUUUACGGACUUCCUUUUCUUGCAAAGUGCCAGCCUUGUGAUCCGUCAUUACCCGAUUCUUCUUCCUGCCCGAAUACCGGUGGGGCAGGAAACUUCAAGCAAUUCAACUGCCCGAGUGGCUACUACAACGACCUAGCCACUCUUCUCCUUACAACCAACGACGAUGCUGUUCGAAGCAUAUUCUCCAUAAACACAGCAACAGAAUACAACAUCGUCUCCCUGAUUAUCUUCUUUCUACUGUAUUGCAUAUUAGGACUCAUCACCUUUGGAAUAGCAGUUCCUUCAGGCCUGUUCCUCCCAAUCAUUCUAAUGGGCUCAGCUUAUGGGCGUUUGCUCGGUAUGGCAAUGGGGCCCUACACAAGAAUCGAUCAGGGGCUUUACGCAGUUCUUGGUGCAGCCUCACUCAUGGCUGGUUCUAUGAGAAUGACUGUUUCCCUUUGUGUAAUAUUUCUAGAGCUUACCAACAACCUUCUAUUACUGCCUAUAACAAUGCUGGUUCUUCUCAUUGCUAAAACCGUCGGAGAUUGCUUCAAUCCGAGCAUUUACGAUAUAAUCUUGGAGCUUAAGGGGCUGCCUUUCUUGGACGCAAAUCCUGAGCCGUGGAUGAGGAAUAUCACAGCUGGCGAGCUUGCAGAUGCUAAACCAGCGAUUGUGACUCUUAACGGGGUCGAGAAAGUGGGCCGUAUAGUGGAAGUAUUGAAGAACACAACGUAUAACGGUUUUCCAGUUGUGGAUUGUGGAGUUACUACAUCGAUGGGUUCUUCACCAAACGGCGCUAAUGAACUGCAUGGGCUAAUCUUGAGGGCCCACCUCCUUUUAGUGUUGAAGAAGAAGUUGUUCCUGAAAGAGAGGAGAAGAACGCAGGAAUGGGAAGUUAUAGAGAAAUUUACGUGCAUGGAUUUAGCUGAAAGGGGUGCUACCAUUGAAGAGGUAACUGUGAGCAAGGACGAAAUGGAGAUGUACGUUGAUUUACAUCCCUUGACCAAUACAACUCCGUACACUGUGGUGGAGAGCAUAUCGGUUGCGAAGGCGAUGGUUCUCUUUAGGCAAUUGGCGCUCCGACACAUGCUCAUUCUGCCUAAAUAUCAAGCAGCUGGGGUUUCUCCGGUGGUGGGGAUUUUGACGAGGCAGGACUUGAUAGCUCACAAUAUUUUGAGUGCCUUUCCUCAUCUGGAAAAGUCCAAGGCAAAUAAGAAAGGGCAUUGAUCUCCCAACAGCUACUAUACAAGCAUUUGUGGCGUUGCCAGAAAUAUCGCAGCAUGAUUUUGUGGAACACUUCGAUUCUUUUCUCCAGAUUCAUAGGCACAUAUUUUAUAUAUAUAUUUAUAUAGUAAAAAGAGGAGUGUACACCAUUUCUCACCGUAAAAUACUGUCUGAAGUAUACAUCAGUUCAUAAUACAUCCCAUCUCUUAGAAUCACUUGGUCUGUAUGGAGCAACGGUACCAAAUGAAUGAAUAAUCAAAUCUUUUUUUUUUUUUUU